Molecule: messenger RNA, 1476 nt
Organism: Schizophyllum commune H4-8
Lineage: Eukaryota; Fungi; Basidiomycota; Agaricomycetes; Agaricales; Schizophyllaceae
Product: WD40 repeat-like protein
Exons: 7
Coding region: 15-1343 (442 amino acids)
Biological process (GO): maturation of SSU-rRNA from tricistronic rRNA transcript (SSU-rRNA, 5.8S rRNA, LSU-rRNA)
Cellular component (GO): small-subunit processome; nucleolus
Molecular function (GO): protein binding
Source: RefSeq, a predicted model, not a curated record
CCGAUCUGUCCAUCAUGAAAAUAUCUGUCCUACAACAUGCACCCGCCCAACAUCUCCCUGUCCGUCCGGGCGAUCCUACGCCCACCUCACGGAAUCUUGACCCGCUGCUCCACCCCUUUGCUAAAGCAAGAGAACGUACACGCGCGCUGAACGCUGCCAAGAUGGACCGCAUUUUCGCCAAACCCUUCGUAGCCAGCUUAGAAGGGCACGUUGACGCGGUGGAAUGCCUGGCAAGGCAACCCGGGACGCUGUCCGCGGUGGCGAGCGGAAGCUGGGACGGAGGCUUGAUCGUGCAUGACAUCUCGACACGGGAAAGAAGAUUACACGUACCACAAGCGCACAAGGGGAAGGUGACAGGGGUGUGCUAUGCGGGGGAGGGGAGGGUGCUGAGCUGUGGGGUGGACAAGACUGUCAAGUUGUGGGAUGUGGGGCACGGAGAGGAGCCCGUCAAUGUCUUCCCCGCAAAGCACGCCUUCAACACCAUCGAUCAUCAUCGGACAGACCCUGUCUUCGCAACAGGAUCCAGCUUAGUGCAGAUAUGGGACGAGACGAAGAGCGCCCCAGUAUCCAACCUCACAUUCCCCACCUCCACCGAAACCGUCACCGCCGUCCGCUUCAACCUCGCCGAAUCCUCCGUCCUCGCCAGCAUCGGCUCCGACCGCACCUUCACCCUUUACGACAUCCGCACAGGCAAGGCCGAGCGCCGCGUCGUCAUGAACAUGCGCAACAACUCCCUCGCGUGGUCCCCGACCUUCCCAACCUCCGUGCUUUUGGCGUCGGAGGACCAUAACCUUUAUACGUUCGAUAUAAGGCAUUUGGAUACGCCGACGCAGAUAUAUAAGGCGCACGUUGCGGCGGUGAUGAGCUGUGAUUGGGCACCGACGGGGCUGGAGUUCGUGAGUGGUGGGUGGGAUAGGACGGUGAGGAUAUGGAAGGAGGGGAGGGGGCAUAGUCCGGAGGUGUAUCACACGAAGCGGAUGCAGAGAGUAUCUUCCACCAUCUUCACCGGUGACGCACGCUUCGUCGUCUCCGGCUCCGACGAUGGGAACGUACGCGUAUGGAAGGCGAAGGCCUCGGACAAGCUUGGCAUCAUCACCGCACGCGAGCGUGCAGCGAUGGAGUACCGCGACAGCCUCAAGGAGAGGUGGAAGAACGACAAGGAGGUCAACAAGGUCAUCAGGACCCGCCACCUCCCCAAACCCGUCUACAAGGCAGCCUCGCUCAAGCGGACGAUGCUCGAGGCGCGGCGUGUCAAGGAGGAGCGGAGACGGAAGCACACACGGGCGGGCGAGAGCAAGCCAAAAGCAGAGAGGAAGAAGAUUGUUAUUCAGGAGCAAUCAUGAGGGGGGUAUCGUUUGUUGUUGACUUUUGGUCGUCUUCUGUAUCUGCAUCUCCCACUUGCUUCAUGUUUGUACUUCCUGCAUCUUGUAUCCAUCUAGCUCGCAUGCUCUGUUACAAGGCUCAAGGUUUCCAGUG